AUGGCUCCGUCAUCCAGUCAGAAAGGGACAGGGAAGAAGGCGGGCUCGGCCGCCAGCGCAAUCCGCUCGCACCAGCAGCAUUCACAGCAGCAGCGGAGCCGCAACACUACCCCUGGCCCUGCUGGCAUCCCGCCCACUUCUUCUACCUCUGUCUCGGUCUCUGUCGCCAGUUUACCCCCCAUCGAGACCGUCGAGACGGAAACGCUCGACCUACGCUUCGACACCUUCCGCAAUGUUACCUUUGAGGACCUGGUCGAUCCCGCCGCCGCCAGCGCCCUGAUUCCGGACUCGAAAAGUCUAGAUGGUAUCAUCUCUCGCCUGCAGCGGCUGGCCGAUAUUAUCGAGAAGCGGGGCGCCAACUGUGAUCGCGGAAUGAGACUGCUGGCGCAGACCCGCCGCCAGCGGCUGGAUGAGCUGGCGGUUGAGAGGGGUAGGGAAGAAGAAAGACGGCAGGCCGAGGCUGAUGAUGAGAAGAAGGCGAACAAGAAAAAGAGGAAGGCGGAUAGUUUGGCGCCGGGGGCUGUAAAUACAGAACGCUCCUCGCCAAACCGCGAAUCAACCAGCAAAGCCCGAAAAUUGGACCGCGACGACACCGCAAGCUCCUCGCUCUCCCCCGCUGCUGCAGGCACACCAAGCAACAUGGACGUCGACGACAAGGAUAAGGAGAAGGAUAAGGAUAAGACCAAGGCCGAGGCCGACAGCGACUCGGAUUCUGACGAUGGUGCCCCGCCGCCGCCGCCCCGGCCGCCGGCCAACGUCUUUGGCGACGACCCCUCGACCUUCCCCGACCCGACCGUCUACGAAAUUCGUCCAGUCUUACCAGGCAUGAGCGAAGAGGAAAUCAAGGAGAUAUACUCAGUAGCGAGCUACCCGAAGAGCGAUCUGGCCCAUCUCACCUGCGGUGAGCCUCCGGAUAGGGAUUUUAGUAACUCGAAGCCUACGAACCAGAUCAACUUCAGCACCUUCAGCUCCUACAUCGAGCCGUACUUCCGACCCUUCACCGAGGAAGAUCUCGCCUUCCUGAGGGAACGUGGCGACCGAGUGACCCCCUUCAUCAUGCCGAAGCGCGGGAAAAAGCACUACACGGAGAUCUGGGCUGAGGAAGACGGCGCCAUGGCCAUCGACUCGUCCCCGCCGGGAGGUCGUGAUAGGUUACCCCCUAACCAAGCCCGCGGCAGCAUAGACAAUAUGGACGACGAGGUCGCCGAAACAGAUAAGCUCUCCGUCGGUCCGCUCCUCACGCGCCUGCUGCAAGCCAUGCGGCCUGAGAACCGCGCCCCUACUGCCGAUGACAAGUCCGGCCCCAACGGCACUAGCGGCGACGGCGACGGCCCACAACAAUCCUUCGAUUUCAACGACAGCACCGCCGCCCCUAACCCAUCCCAAUCCCAACCCAACGGCGUCAACGGCGUGGCCGCCACCACAAACGGCGACUCCCAACAACAACAACAACAACAACAACACCAAUCCCUCCCGCCCGCAACCUUCAUGCCCGAAUCCAACACCGAAGCCUGGAAAAAAGCCACUCACCCCAAGCUAGACUAUAACCAAGUCGACGAGCGCAUCAAACAAGAACUUCGCCACAUCGGUUUCUUGCCCCUUCCCCCCUCUUCUGCCACCGAUCCCUCCAACUCCUCCGCAUCGGUUACCCCCGCCGCCCCGCCCCCGCCAGGCACAACCGCCACAACUGCCGAAUACGACGGACACUACGAUGAUGAGGUCGCCGCCCGCCUUCGGGUCCUUCAAGCCCGCUUGCGCGAACAAAUCCUGCUUAAUGGCGCCCGCAAAGCAAGGUUAACCGAGCUCGUCAAAGAACGCAUGGCCUACCAAGAGUACCAAACCAUCCUGGAGGACCUCGACGCGCAGGUCAACGCAGCUUACCUCAAGCGGACGCGCACCAUGGGUAAGAAGCCGAAGAAGAACCGGCCGGGGCAGCACAGUUCUGGAUCUGCUGCCGCAGCAGCGGCUGCCGCGGCGGGGAUGGCUAGGCCGGGGAUUGGGGAUUUGGCGAGGACAUUGAUGGAUAGAAGGAGGCGGUGGAUUGAGCAGAUUGGGGCUGUGUUUGAUGAUGAGGGCAUUACGAAGUGUCCGAGGGUGGAGGAUGGGGAUACGAGUAUUUUCGGGAGGGAGAUUAUGGCCGAGUUGAUUAAGCGGGAGAAGGAGGCUUGGGAUGAGGAGGUUGAGGAGGAGUAA
This is a messenger RNA of Thermochaetoides thermophila DSM 1495, 2193 nucleotides long. RefSeq lists its product as uncharacterized. Gene Ontology annotation, molecular function: transcription coactivator activity. Lineage: Eukaryota; Fungi; Ascomycota; Sordariomycetes; Sordariales; Chaetomiaceae. The record is from RefSeq and is a predicted model, not a curated record. The transcript has 2 exons. Gene Ontology annotation, cellular component: SAGA complex. Bases 1 to 2193 code for a protein of 730 amino acids. Gene Ontology annotation, biological process: regulation of transcription by RNA polymerase II.